Molecule: messenger RNA, 1118 nt
Organism: Morus notabilis
Lineage: Eukaryota; Viridiplantae; Streptophyta; Magnoliopsida; Rosales; Moraceae
Product: cysteine-rich receptor-like protein kinase 10
Exons: 6
Coding region: 1-1077 (358 amino acids)
Biological process (GO): protein phosphorylation
Molecular function (GO): protein kinase activity; ATP binding
Source: RefSeq, a predicted model, not a curated record
AUGCAGAAAAUUCCAUUGCAAGUGUUUCUUUUGGAUAACUGGACCAAGAAACUUCACAGCAGCGUCUAUCUAUCCAAUCGCAACACCCUUUUCGCUUCGCUCUCAGCCUUCGCGUCCGACGAAUUCCAGAAAACUACAACCAUCGCCGCCGGAGACCACUCCGCCGCCCUUUACGGGAAAUUUUUCUGCCGUGGAGACCUCAACGUCACCGACUGCCACGACUGCAUAAGGGUCACCGUCAAGGAACUCGAGGAGCUCUGCCCGGGGGUCAACGGAAAGGCCAUGAUAUGGUACGACCAGUGCCAGCUGCAGUAUUCCAACCACCCCUCCUUCUUGGGCACCGUGGCUACAAGGCCCUACGUUUAUCUUUUGAACGCGGCGAACGUCACUGAUAAAGACCGGUUCACCCUGCUGCUGAACAACACCAUGAAGGAGGCGGCUGUGGAGGCAGCAAGAGGCGGGAAAAGAAGUUCGCAACCAGAGAUGAAAACGUCAAUGGGUUCCAGACGCUGUACAACCUCGCGCAGUGCACGCCGGACCUGUCUGGUGAGGACUGUGCCAAAAUACAUCGUCGCCACCCCCAGCGGCGUCCCCUCCAGCUUCGCCGCCACAACCCAGUUCCAUUACGCGUUCCGGAAAGAAAAGAGUAUCGUCGGUGAUCAUUAUUGUUGCCAGUGUAGUCCCGUUCUUGUCACUGCAUUGCUAGUUGCCACAGGUUACUACUUUCGCAUAAGAGCCAGAAAGAAGCACAAUGCUCACAUUGAGCAAGACAAUGCUGCGAAUGAUAUAACGGUAGAGUCCUUGCAGUUCGAUUUUAAAACUAUGGAAACCGCCACAAGCAAGUUUUCUGAUGAUAACGUGUUAGGAGAAGGUGGAUUUGGUAAAGUAUACAAGGGAAAGCUUCAAGACGGACGAGAAAUAGCUGUCAAGAGGUUAUCCAAAAGCUCUGGACAAGGUGCAACCGAAUUUAAGAAUGAGGUUGUAUUGGUAGCCAAGCUUCAACACAUAAAUCUUGUGAGUCUUUUGGGAUUUCGCUUGGAAGGAGAUGAAAAGAUACUUGUAAUGCCCCAACAUUAAACUGGUUUAAGGCCGAAUUUAGUGAGGUGUUGCUACUUAAA